UAAUAAAAAAGCCAUCGUCGUCCAUCAACAAACAGUAUAUAUAUAAAAGGAAACCCUAUCAAUCAAAACGCCAAAAACCUUAAUUUUCAAAACAAAUUAAAAAAAGAAAACAAACGAAGACCAGAAAACAAAUAAUCAUGGCAUAACAGAGAUUAAUGGCUAGGGAACACCAAAGGACCGCACAACCUUGGGGCACGUUAGAGGAGCUAUUGCUAGCAUGUGCCGUGAACCGCCACGGUACCCAGAGCUGGGACUCCGUCGCUGUUGAAGUACAGAACCGAACCACCACUCUCUCCUCCCUCACUUCUCAACACUGUAUAGACAAGUUCAACGACCUUAAACGCCGGUUCAUGCCCUCAAACGGCACAUCUGCCAGCCUCGUUUCCAUGGUCGAUGAACUCCGUAGGAUUCGCGUGGAGGAGCUUCGACGCGAGGUCCAACGACGUGAUGUGUCGAUCGUGUCGCUUGAAUUAAAGGUAAAGAGAUUAGAGGACGAGAGAGAGCGCAGUUUGAGAGAAGAGGCAGAUCUGGCGAGGGAGAAAGGGACCUCUCCGGAACUAAUCGUCGGGAAAUCCGCCCACGGUAACGAGUCUAGUGAUGAGCGAGAUAAUCGAUCUUUCAACGAGUCAAACUCCACCAGUCAACAAAAAGCUGAAAGGACAACGAUGACAGAUCAAAACGACGCCGUAAAUGGAGAGCCUGAUAUAAAACCCAAACCAGCAAAUACAAAUGAGAAGAAUCCGGUUCAUACUGGAUCCGACCCAGAGGCUGAGAGGGAUUGGUCCCACAACGGUAAGUUGCGCGAGGUUGAUGAUGACGAAAAUGAUAAAAUACCGACGGAUAAAAAGGAACCUGAAAUAAAAACGAGUCAGACGACGGGUGGGCUCGGCGAGUCGAAUGAGCUGGGCGAGUCGGUGGGAGAGUCUAAGCGGGAAGAUAAAGAGAAGCAAAAUAGUGACGUGCAAAGCUCAGCUAGCUUGUCACUGAAGAGGAAUAAUCGACGUCGUAAGUUGAUUACUGGCGGUGGAAACGGGGUUGGAGUUGGUAGCAGUAGUGGAGAGGAGCCCGAAGGUGGUGACGAGGUUUCUCCCGCCAUGAAGCGGAUGCCUGCCGUCAAAUCUGAGCCGUUAGUUAAACUCCUAGGGAUCAUUCGGUCUCAUCGGCUUGGCUCUGUGUUCGAGCGGCGGCUUCAAAGUCAGGAAUCUAAAAGGUACAAAAAAUUGAUCAAGCAGCAUAUAGAUCUUCAAAUGAUUCAAUGUAGGCUUGAUGAAGGGGCCUACUCUCUAUGUCUUCAAAAAUUUUUCAGAGAUCUUCUCCUUUUAUUCAACAAUGCUAUUACUUUCUUUGGAAAAAAUUCACCAGAAAAUCUUGCUGCUCGUGACCUCCUAACUAUAGUUCGGAAGGAAAUGACGGAGAAGCUUUGUGAAGCAAAACCUGAACCUGUCACUGUGAAACCUAUACCCAUACAACAACCCAUUUCGUUUUCAAAGCCCAACAAAUCUUGUACCAUCGUUGUGUGUGGCAAGGGAAAUUCAGCAAAGGGAAUAUCUGAAAGUGCCACUAAAAAGGUUGAUAAAAAAGAUAGGGAGGGUGAAAACAAAACAAAAGCAAAUGAGAAAAAGAUUGAAGGUUCCUUUGUUAGGAUUGAGGAGAAGGGCACAAGGAAGAAAAUGACAAAAGAGAGGUCGAUAUCCUGUCAUAGAAAUUCUAAUAACACCAAAAAAAAUGGAGAGAUAAAGCAUCAGUAUGGUGGCAAUGAGCUUAGUUCCCAUGAUGCUUUGGAGAUGAAGGUGGAAAGAAAAGGAAGUAGCACAAGGAAGAGGCAAGGAGCAGCUAGCUUUUUGAAAAGAAUAAAGCAAAAUUCACCGAGUCAAGUUAUGGAGAAUGAUGUUGAAGAUGAUUCCUCUGAGGAUGAGAGUAAAGAUGAGAAAGAAAAAGAGGAGAAAGGAAAAAGAGGAAGAAAUAGAGAUGGAAUUACAGAAAGAGUUACAAGGAGUUCUAGGGCUAGAGAAGAGAGUGGAAGUGCAAAGAGAAUUGGAAGGCCACCAAAGAAGCAGGCAAAAAGUACAGUGGAGUCGGGUGGUGGCAUAAGGAAGAAGAGAGGGAGAGAUAAUGGUGAUGCACGUGUAGAGGUUGGAGGUGGGAGGGCAAGGAAGAGGUCAAGGAGGUGAUGAUGAUUGCUGUAUGAUGUGAUUAUUGUUCGGAGUUAUAUAUAUGGAUUUUUUUUUCAAAUGCUUAUAAGUUUAGAUUGUUACUAUUCAGUGAUAAAUGAGAGAGGAUUAGAAGAGAAUGAGAUUGUAUUAUGAACUUGUAAAAGAAUGUUUGUAGUAGUCAUUGCAUAUACAUAGCAUAUGUAGAUAGGGAUCACAUGAAUGAUAGGUCAUCUUGGGUUU
Hevea brasiliensis (rubber tree) is the source of this 2393-nucleotide messenger RNA. RefSeq lists its product as uncharacterized. Lineage: Eukaryota; Viridiplantae; Streptophyta; Magnoliopsida; Malpighiales; Euphorbiaceae. The coding region runs from base 156 to 2171 and encodes 671 amino acids. Gene Ontology annotation, molecular function: protein binding. The record is from RefSeq and is a predicted model, not a curated record. The transcript is spliced from 3 exons.